AUAACAAUUAUGGGGAGAAUAAAAACUAACUUCUUCAUUUCAAAUGACAACAAAAAAAGGGAAAUAACACUAAACUGCAGGGCCAGCAGUUACAUAGAUGGACAGAUAGUGGUUAAAUUUUGGACUAGGAUCAAAACCAAGACUGCAGAAUCCCAUCAUUAUUUUGCUUAAAAUACAGGUGAUGUUUUAAUUUGCUCGGGAGAGUUUAUCAUAGUGAUCAAAAGGGGAGAACACCAUCAGAAAUCUCAUCUAGUCCUAAUAAUACAAGUUUGUUUUAGCAAAGGUCUUAAAGGAAUACAUGAAAAUAUGCUAAAAUAAUGUACAGAUGAAAACUUAAGAAACAGAAAUUCAGUGCUUGUGCUUUGAAAGUCCAUAUAGCAUAUUAUGUAUCAUUUCUUACAAAACACAGAAAAUACAUAUUUCUGCUUAGAAUUUAUAAAACUUUUAAAUUUUGAGCGGGGGCAGGAAAACGUUCCACAAUUGUUAAGUUGGAAGGUAUUCAUAAAGAAGAUAUAAAUAAUUUCCUAAAGUUCAGUGUUGGUUGAGCUUAAAGUUGUUCCAUGGUAGUAGGGCUUUUUAAUAUUUUCAAAAGGAAUCUGAGAGUUGUCAUACCGAAAAAAGAAAAAAAAAAAAGAGGGGGAAAAAAAAAACCCUACCACCACAUAUGAACAUACAAAAGAAGAGAACCCCAACCAAUUGCACCACGACCGGAUGGAAGAGCCCAGCUGACACAACCAAGACGAGUCUCAGUGUCUAGGGAAGCUUGGGGUUCUGUUCCUUUUACUUCUGGCGAACCUGAACUCAGUUAAUGCAAUUUUGAAGCAUGCCCUGAAUAGAUUCAGUCAUUAUCAAGUCAAACUAAAAACGGUGAAAGGUUGCGACUAUUACCAAAUAGGAAAAAUCUGAAGACAUAAGGAAUGACACAUGAGGAAUAUGUCAUUUAGCACUUUCACUUUUUGAUCUCCACAGAAGACAAUGAGAAGUCAUACCAUAACAAUGACGACAACUUCAGUCAGCAGCUGGCCUUACUCCUCCCACAGAAUGCGCUUUAUAACCAAUCAUAGCGACCAACCGCCACAAAACUUCUCAGCAACACCAAAUGUUACUACCUGUCCCAUGGAUGAAAAAUUGCUAUCUACUGUGUUAACAACAUCCUACUCUGUUAUUUUCAUCGUGGGACUGGUUGGGAACAUAAUCGCCCUCUAUGUAUUUCUGGGUAUUCACCGUAAAAGAAAUUCCAUUCAAAUUUAUCUACUUAACGUAGCCAUUGCAGACCUCCUACUCAUCUUCUGCCUCCCUUUCCGAAUAAUGUAUCAUAUUAACCAAAACAAGUGGACACUAGGUGUGAUUCUGUGCAAGGUUGUGGGAACACUAUUUUAUAUGAACAUGUACAUUAGCAUUAUUUUGCUUGGAUUCAUCAGUUUGGAUCGCUAUAUAAAAAUUAAUCGGUCUAUACAGCAACGGAAGGCAAUAACAACCAAACAAAGUAUUUAUGUCUGUUGUAUAGUAUGGAUGCUUGCUCUUGGUGGAUUCCUAACUAUGAUUAUUUUAACACUUAAGAAAGGAGGGCAUAAUUCCACAAUGUGUUUCCAUUACAGAGAUAAGCAUAACGCAAAAGGAGAAGCCAUUUUUAACUUCAUUCUUGUGGUAAUGUUCUGGCUAAUUUUCUUACUAAUAAUCCUUUCAUAUAUUAAGAUUGGGAAGAAUCUAUUGAGGAUUUCUAAAAGGAGGUCAAAAUUUCCUAAUUCUGGUAAAUAUGCCACUACAGCUCGUAACUCCUUUAUUGUACUUAUCAUUUUUACUAUAUGUUUUGUUCCCUAUCAUGCCUUUCGAUUCAUCUACAUUUCUUCACAGCUAAAUGUAUCAUCUUGCUACUGGAAAGAAAUUGUUCACAAAACCAAUGAGAUCAUGCUGGUUCUCUCAUCUUUCAAUAGUUGCUUAGAUCCAGUCAUGUAUUUCCUGAUGUCCAGUAACAUUCGCAAAAUAAUGUGCCAACUUCUUUUUAGACGAUUUCAAGGUGAACCAAGUAGGAGUGAAAGCACUUCAGAAUUUAAACCAGGAUACUCCCUGCAUGAUACAUCUGUGGCAGUGAAAAUACAGUCUAGUUCUAAAAGUACUUGAGGUAAACAUACUAAAAUGAAUUAUAUAAUGCAGCCUCUUAAUUCUUUGAAGAACUAAAAAAUUAGGAAACAAAGUUCUAGCAUUUACAAAACUCAGAUCUCAAAGCUCUGCUUGUAUUUGUGAUAUUUCAUUUGCUUAACUGUAAACCAUUUCAAGGUACUAUCUUUGAAAUCUGUAUGUAAAAUCUUUUCAAAAUACAUUUUUAAGCUGAUACUCUUAACAUAGAUUAUGAAGUUAAGUGAAAUUUAUGGCUCUAACAGCAAAAUAAUUAAAGUGCCAUAGUUUCUCAAGUGACUAAAGUAGUUAUUAAAAUCAAGCACUUGAUACUAAUUUGAAGUGUGUUUAAAAGUAAAUGAUUUGGGAACUGACAAUGUGUCAGAAAAUAUAUGUUCAUUUAUCAUUUUAAAAUCUUGUAUAAUUUGCCACUGUACUCAUUUAUGCCUAAAUCUCUAUAACAGAUGAAAAGAUAAUUAAUAAAAUCCUAAUUUAAAAAUGA
Molecule: messenger RNA, 2617 nt
Organism: Gorilla gorilla gorilla (western lowland gorilla)
Lineage: Eukaryota; Metazoa; Chordata; Mammalia; Primates; Hominidae
Gene: GPR34
Product: G protein-coupled receptor 34
Exons: 3
Coding region: 976-2121 (381 amino acids)
Biological process (GO): G protein-coupled receptor signaling pathway
Cellular component (GO): membrane
Molecular function (GO): G protein-coupled purinergic nucleotide receptor activity
Source: RefSeq, a predicted model, not a curated record